Messenger RNA from Lithohypha guttulata, 2436 nucleotides. RefSeq lists its product as uncharacterized. The transcript has 3 exons. Lineage: Eukaryota; Fungi; Ascomycota; Eurotiomycetes; Chaetothyriales; Trichomeriaceae. The coding region runs from base 1 to 2436 and encodes 811 amino acids. The record is from RefSeq and is a predicted model, not a curated record.
AUGGAUCUUUUGCAACGCCUCAUCGCCGGCUCAGCCUCUUCAAAACAACAACGUGUUCCUAGCCAGAAUGAGCGACUUGGAGCCUGCAAGAGGCUGUGUAACGCUCUACAGAACAUCUGGCGUAGCUCUUCCUCGCUGUCUGAGGAUGAUGCCACCGCUAGCCAUGUUGCCAACAUUCUUCGUCGGUUGAACACGAUUCUUGAAGACGAAGCAAGAAAGGCCGCACCACAUUCAUGUCUGCUCUGGACAGCAGCUAACCAGAUCUACAUCAUCGUCGCAAAGCUUGCAUUAUCUUCUAGCAGUAGUGAAGUUGUCGAUCAUGCCGUCCACUUCUUCCAUUUCCUCAUUAAUGGAGAAGUCGAAGGUGUGCUUGAUAGCAAAAUCUUCGCAAGGUCUUUGAUCGACCUAGUACGACGAACCACAUCUCCAACUACUAAAGUAGUAGACGAGCAAGGUGAGUCGGCACUCAUUGAGCUAUUGUUCGAGAUAUGUACCAAAAUACGUUUGGAUCCUGACAUUCUACCGGCUUGGUUCUACCCGGAGCGUGUACCGGGCAAAUCACUUUCUUCACUAGACGCAAGACGCAGUCAAUUUCCGUUGUUUCAUCUACUAGUUGAUUUCGUUCACUACGAUGGACCUACUGGUGACUUCGCUCGAACAGCCUUGCUGUAUCUCACCGAAACGUCGCCGAAAUCCAGGCCACUUGAGAAAUGGAUGAUGGAGAGUGACCUAGCACAUCAGAUGGCCAGUGGUCUCAGUGCUCUGUACGCUCGACUUAGUAGACAGGCGCUAAGUAUCAGUAAGAGAGCACUGCCGAUACUGGCCUUCUCAGACGCAGCUGAUGCCAAGGACGAGCCAGAUGAGUUUUACGAAGACGCUGGGAUGGACAUGCGAGCAUUUCUGUCAUACCUAGCCUUUUGGCAAGAUACACUUUCGCAUUGCAAGUCUUCUGAGGUUCGAGAUACGUUGCUUGAUUCCUUUCAGGUCUUGUUCGUGGAACAGCUCCUGUAUCCGUCUUUGCUAGAGUCCUCGGACGUCGAGGGAGGAUCAACUUCAGCAGUCAUGCUCCAUCUUUGCCGAUUCCUGGAUGCCAUCGACGAUCCGCAGCUCAUAGAACGAAUGUUCAGUUAUCUCUUCGCCAUUAAAUCGCAGCCUGCCGUGGCUAAGAGCCAGCGACCACGGACCAGAAUUUCGAUGAGUAGACGCAGGAGCAUGGAACAGCUAGCGACGCUUGCCUCACUGACAGACAACCCAUCACCUGAACUCUUCAGUCUCCUUGAUCUAAUUGUGUUCAGCUUGCGAUCGAGUAACGCUCAGACCGUAGUGGCCAGUUUGAAACUCAUCACAAUACUUCUAAGACGACAUCAUCCCCAUGUGAAGCAUCAGCUAUUUGCUGAGGAAGUACUGAGCCCAGGUGCCAGACAGAACUUGAGUGGAUUGAACAACACUAUGAUGACCUUGUUUGACUGUGCGAGCGUCAUCUCCGAUGUUAGCACAAUGGACCAGUCUUUCCAGGCCGCCUUGAAAGACGCCCAGACAUCAAUGGAGCACCAUAGUUGCUUGUUCACUAACAACAACGAUCGCGGGUCGAAGACAGAGAUAGUGGCUAUCUCAACCAGCUGCAAAGUCCUGGAGCAUAUGACCAACCUGUUAGAGUCGUGGUUCGCCAACGAUACACUGGUCAACCUCGAGCUGACAGGUGCGCUCUCGGGUCUUGCAGCAUGCGAACAUAUUCUCAUGCGAAGCUGGCUUGUUCCCACACAGUCAAGUUCGACGGGCAUUAUGGCCAUCAUUACCCAGCUGGUACAGCAAGUCAAACUAUGGCGAGCACAAUACAUCGAAUGGGAUGCCUUCUAUUCAAUCCAAAAGGUCGAGCUCGCAAGUGAGGACGAACUUUUCAGCCUCGGUCAGCCGUCUGGCCCGCAGAGCGAAGAAAGAACGUCGUGUCCCAAGAAGACCAAGGUCGAAUCUUCGUCUCCAUCUGUACAGGCAAUGACCAGCAAGAUGGCAGCUGUAGAUAUUGGCUCAAUAGACGGUCGGAUAGCGAGCAAUGGCAGCACAGCUGUUGAGCACGGGUCGUCACGAAAAGUGUCAGAUGGAAGCAAUGAUGCAGAAGGUUCAGUGACAAGCAUGCGGAGCAUAUCGUCUAGCACCCUCAGUGCCACUUUACUGGAGACAAGGAUUCCGGUAGGAUCGUCUCAGAUGACUCAGGUCGACUCAUCAAGUCGUGAGGGAGCUGUAUCGCAGGAUGGCGAGGCAGACCGUGGAACGGAGGCAGUCACAAGUCGCGAGACAGCAGCAGAGCAGGACCAACCAUCCACAGCAUCAUUACGACACGUACUGACACAAGCAAUCAUUCUCCAGGAAUUUGUUUUCGAAUUGGCAGCAGCACUUCAGAUACGGGCUACGUUAUUUGAUGAAGUCGACUUGUCGUAG